AUGUCGCGUCGAAUAUUUCAAAAACUUCAGCGGAGCAUUUCACACGAAAUGAGCUCCUAUAGUUCGCUGAACAAAUUGAUACCGCCAAGCGAGAGUACGGUGGGUUACACAAAAAUCACGUCAGCAAUUUUUGAUCUACAAAAUUUGCGUCAGUCAAAUUAGGGGUUUAAUUUGACAGCUGCAAAAUAUGCGUCAGCAAAGCUAGAGCCUAGAUUUUAGGCUACAAAAUUCGCGUCAGCUAAAGUUGAUCCCAGAUUUCGAGCUACAAAAUAUGCGUCAGCAAAGCUAUAGUCUAGAUUUUGAGCUACAAAAUUUGCGUCAGCUAGUAAACCUACAGAAAAGACGUCAGCAAAAGUUAAGCCUUGUUUUUGAUCUACCAAGUUCGCUUCAGCAUCUCAGGGCUACAAAAAAGACGCCAGCAAAUCCUGAGCCCAGAUUUUGAUCUACCAGAAAUGCGUCAGCUAAAGUUCAGCCCAUAUUUUGAUCUACAAAAUAUGCGUCAGCUAGUAAACCUACAGAAAAUGCGUCAGCUAAUGUUGAACCCAUAUUUUGAUCUACAGAAAAUGCGUCAGCAAAAGUUAAGCCUUGUUUUUGAUCUACCAAAUUCGCUUCAGCAUCUCAGGGCUACAAAAAAGACGCCAGCAAAUCCUGAGCCCAGAUUUCGAUCUACCAGAAAUGCGUCAGCCAAAGUUGAGCCCAGAUUUUGAUGUACAGAAAAUGCGUCAGCAUCUCAGGGCUACAGAAAAGACGUCAGCAAAUCCUGAGCCCAGAUUUUAUUCUACCGAAUUUGCGUCAGCAAGUAUACCUACAGAAAAUGCGUCAGCUAAAGUUAAAUCCAGCUUUUGAGCUACCGAAUUUGCGUCAGCAAAGUAUACCUAUUUUAAAUACGUCAGCUAGACUUUAACCUACCAAAUCCGUGUCAACCAUAUUUGGUAGAUCAAAAAACAUCUGCUGGCGCAUUUCCGGUGCCCCAAAAAAUCACGAGCUAAAAAAGAGUACAAAAAACAGAUUAGUUAUAUUUUUUUGACUACAUUUUUUGUAUCUGAAAAAUUUUCAGUUUUCUGAAAUUUUCAGUUUUUUUCUCUGAAAAAAAUGUACAGCCAAAGAAUGUACAACCAGCGAUUUUACGGUCCAAGAAUGGCCACUCAAACGCAGGUUUUUGUGUCCUGCGAGACUGUAGUUAGGCUAAGAAGACCGGUGAGUAUUACUGUAGCUAACUAGAGUCUAGUUUGAUUCGGGGCGGGAAAAACAAAAAUUUGAAUUUUUUCAGAAUGGCGCCACUGUUGAGGAGGGCAAACCGCACGUGACGUCAUCGUUAUUACGAGAUACAGGUUAGUGAAAGGGACAUAAUUGGCUGCGUACGCAUUAGAUACUCAGCCAAAGAAAGAGAGAUUUUUUGGCUGCGUAUCUUGGGCAUUAGAUACUCAGCCAGUUCAUUUAAUUUGACUGCGUACCUCAACAUUUGAUACUCAGGUCAAAAUCAUCGUCCAACGCACUCAUUUUCACCAAAAUUCAUCCGGGUCUUUUUCGCUUUUCUCAUUUUUGCUCUUCUCAUCUCAACCUUUGCCAUUGCCACGUGGUAUCAUUGGAAAAACGCACGUAAGUACACGCGUCGCGGCUACCGUACCCUCAAUAUGUUACUGUUGCAGCCUGCACAUCAAAAUCGUGUGUGAUGACGUCAUCGCGAAUUUUGCAAAAUAUCGAUUGGCAAACGUCGCCUUGCGAUGAUUUCUAUCAAUUCUCGUGCGGAAAUUGGAUAAAUCAAAGUGUGAAUCUGAAAUUUGACUCGUGGAAUAUGUUGUAUGAGACGCAGACAAAAGCACACGAUAAAAUUGUGAAUGCGAUUGGAAAAAGUGAGCCGGGAGGGAUUUUUUUUGGAAUUUUUGAAAAAUAUUGAUUUUGAGCCGAGUUCUGGAGCUCUCAGGAUUAGGAUUUUGUGAAAAUUAGACUCAGAAGUUCGAGAGGAAUCCAAAACUUUUCGAAUUUUCGAAAAAGCUUUAUUUUGAGCCGAGUUAUGAGCUCUAGAAGGGCCUAAGCUUGAAAUUCAAAUUUUUUUAAAGCUCCUGAACUUUCUGAGCUUCUAACAUUGCUCAGGAUAAAGAUUUUCUAUAGAUUCUGAUUUAUUCAAUCUCCAUAGGUCCAGAGGAAUCCAAAACUUUUCGAAUUUUCGAAAAAUCUCAAUUUUGAGCCGAGUUAUGAGCUCUAGAAGUUCCUGAGCCUAAUAAAAUUUAAAAAUACAAAUUCCCCGCCAUCUACCACCGCGCGGGGACACCAUUUCCCUCUCUGCGUCUCUCAUAAUCACCUACUCUCUAGCCCUGAUCAUAACUUGGCUCAAAAUCAAUAUUUUUGAAAAAUUCGAAAACCACGGGAUUCCCCAAAUUUUCUUCUCUAACCUGAGCAAUUACAGUAAUCGACGAGACGUUUCCUGUGCCUUUAAAUUCGGGCGAAAAAGCGACGGCCGUUUUGUUCAAGCAGUGCACGGAUUUGGAGAAAUUGCAGCAAAUUGGCAUUUCCACGUGGAAACGAUUUGUUGAUGUGGGUUUUUUGAAAUUUGGCUGCGUACGUUAGAUACUCAGCGUCAAUUUAGCUGCGUACCUUGCACAUUAGAUACUCAGCCAAACAGAUUUUUCCAGGAAAUCGGCGGUUUUCUACCGGAAUUAAUUUCGGGAUUCCAAACACGGUACAUUUCGGAUGACACUGAAAUCGAAGAUGUAAUUUUGACUUCGUUCAACUACUCAGUUUUUGCACUUUUUUGGGCUGGAGUUGAAGUAAAUGAGAGGAAUUCCAGUGAAUAUAUCAUUUCGGUGGGUUUUUUGGGGAUUGCUCAUGUUAUAGUUUUUGAAUUUUUCGAAAAUUUGGAUUUUGAGCCAAGUUAUGAUCAGGGCUAGAGAGCACGGGAUUUUGAGAGACGCAGAGAGAUAUGGUGUCCCCGCACGGUGGUAGAUGGCGGGGAAUUUGAAAAUUUUGAAAUUUUGAAACUUCUAGAGCUCAUAACUUUGCUCAAAAUUGAGAUUUUCGAGAAAUUCGAAAAGUUUUGGAUUCUACUGGAACUCACAAGCUUGAAAAUUCUCGAAAUUUUGGAAAAUCCUGAUUUUGAGCAAAAUUAGGAGCCUAAGAUGUUUAGGAACUUAAAAAAAUUCGAAAUUGAAGCUUAGGAACUUCUAGAGCUCAUAACUUUGCUCAAAAUCAAAAUUUUUCAGAAAUUCGAAAAGUUUUGGAUUCUACUGGAACUCCCAAGCUUGAAAAUUUUAAGGUUUCAGAAAAUCUUCAUUUUUAGCAAAAUUAGAAGCUCGGGAAGGUCAGGAACUUGAAAAAAUGCGAUUUUUCGAGUCUUCUGACUUCUAGAGCUUGUAACUUUGCUCAAAAUUGAGAUUUUUGAAAAAUUCGAAAAGUUUUGGAUUCCUCUGGAGCUCCUAAGCUUGAAAAUUCUCGAAAUUCUGGGAAAUCCUGAUUUUGAGCAAAAUCAGGAGCUCAGGAACUUCAGGAGCUUUGAAAAAUUAGAAUUUGAAGCUUAGGAACUUCUAGAGCUCAUAACUUGGCUCAAAAUCAAGAUUUUUCGAAAAUUCGAAAAGAUCUGAGCUCCCAAAUUCAAAAUCUUGAAAUUCUUCAGAUCUACGAGCAAAUGCCGCUCCUCCUCCGCCCCGAACUCUACACCUCAAAAAUCGAAGUGACACCCGAGAAAAUCUUCAACCGAGAUCCCGAACUUCCACAAGUUCUACCCGUAAUCUACGAAAUCGCUGAAGACAUCGCAAAACUUUUGAAUUUCGACGUGGAAAACGAGGAUGUGAAAAUGAUGUUGGCGAAUUUGAUACAUUUGGAUUAUGCGAUUACGGUUUCUGGAAUGACGGCUUAUAAGAAUCAGAAGGAUCGAUAUGAGAUUGUGACGAUUAAUGAUUUGCAGAAAAUUGCACCGGUGGUGAGUUUUUUAAAGUUCUGAGGGCUAGGAAUCUUGUGGUUCUGGAAUUUUUCAAAAAUACUAAUUUUGAGCCAAGUUAUGAGCUCUAGAAGUUCCUGGGCUUGAAAAUCGGAUUUUUUCAAGUUCCUGAACUUCCUGAGCUCCUAAUUUUGCUCAAAAAUAAGAUUUUCGAAGCCGUGAAAAUUUUUUAAGCUUGGGAGUUCCAGCGAAAUCCAAAACUUUUCCAAUUUUUUGAAAAUUCUGAUUUUGAGCAAAGUUAUGAGCUCUAGAAUUUCCUAAGCUUGAAAUUCGAAUUUUUUCAAGUUCCUAAACUUCCUGAGCUCCUAAUUUUGCUCAAAAAGAAGAUUUUUGAAGCCUUAAAAAUUUUUCAAGCUUGGGACUUCCAGCGGAAUCCAAAACUUUUCGAAUUUUUAAAAAAUCUCAAUUUUGAGCCAAGUUAUGAGCUCUAGAAGUUACUGAGACUAAAAAAAUUUAAAAAUACAAUUUUCCCGCCAACGACGAGAGAGUGCAUGAUUUUUAGAGACCAUCUACCACCGUGCGGGGACACCAUUUCUCUCUGCGUCUCUCAAAAACCUGUGUUCUCUAGUCCUGACUUUUUGAGCUCAUAACUUGGCUCAAAAUCAAGAUUUUUGAAAAAUUCGAAAACCAUCAAAAUUUUCCAGAUAAAUUGGCGCUAUUUUCUGAGCACACUUCUCGGAACUCAACUAAAAUCCCACGAACAAAUCGCUCUGAAAACCGGCGUCGAAUGGAUCGCAAAAUUGUCGAGAAUCAUUGAAAAUCUCAAACGGACCCGCGAAGGCGUGGCAAUUGUCAAAAACUAUGUGAAACUCAAAUUGAUCUUCUUCCAUUUGUCCUAUGUUUCGCCAAAGACAAAUGAUGGUAGCACACUUUGGGUGAGUUUGCCACGUGGAAAAUCGUGUUCCUCGUUAAAUUUGGAGUUUUUUGAUAUAAUUUGGAGUUUUUUGAUAGUCUAGGGUUUUGAAUUUUUCAAUUUGGCGCCAAAAAUCCACCAAACCUUAUCAAGUUGGGUGUCAAAAUGCCCCAAAUUCGCUGAAAAUUUCAAAAUUUUUUCCAGAAUGCCGUGCGAAUUUACAGCGGUGAUCCGAACAAACGAAAAGAGUUUUGUAUUCUGAGAUUAUCUGGAAUAUUUCCACUAUCACUUCCAUCGAUUCUGCGAAAACUUGAUGGAAUUUCGAAAAGUGAUGAGAAUAAGAAAAUGGUUGAGGAAAUGGCUGAAAAUAUUCGGGUGUCCUAUAAAAAUGUGCUGGAAAAUGGCGAGACGCUGAAAGAUGAGAAGACGAGGGAUUUGGUGGUGCAGAAGGUGAGCUGGGGCUCAUUUUGAGUCAAAAUUCAAAAAAAAAAAUAAAAAUUUGAAUAUUUCAAAAAAAUGGGGAGAUUUCAAUGGGGCGCGUUUGCUAUUUUUGAUCAAUUUUGGGUGAAAAAUGGACGUUUUUCAUGAUUUUCAGCUUAUUUUAGGCCGAAAUUCGAAAUUUCCACAUUUUUAAGCCUAAAAUUCGUCAGAGUAAAAAAAUAAAAAUUUGAAUAUUUCAAAAAAAUGGGGAGAGUUCAAUGGAGCGCGUUUGCUAUUUUUGAUCAAUUUCGGCUUGAAAAUAAACAUUUUUGAUCAUUUUCAGCGAAAAUUCAAGUUUUCUAAUUGAUUUUCAUUGAAAUUCUCAAUUUUGAACAUUUUCAGACCUAAAAUUCAUCAAAAUAAAAAAAAUAAAAAUUUGAAUUUUUCACGAAAACGGGGAGAUUUCAAUUGAGCGUGUUUGGUAUUUUGAUUGAAAAUAAACAUUUUUCAUGAUUUUCAGCUCAUUUUCAGCGAAAAUUCAAGUUUUCGAAUUGAUUUUCAUUAAAAUUCUCAAUUUUUGGCUAUUUUCAGACCUUUUAUUCAUCAGAGUAAAAAAAAAUAAAAAUUUGAAUUUUUCAAAAAAACGGCGAGAGUUCAAUGGGGCGCGUUUGCUUUUUUUGGUUCAAAACGGGCAUUUUUCAUGAUUUCCAGCUUAUUUUCAGCACAAAUUCAAGUUUUCUACCCGAUUUUCAGCGAAAAUUCUCAAUUUCCACGAAUUUAGACCUCUUAUUCAUCAUACCCGAAAAAAAAUAAAAAUUUGAAUUUUUCACAAAAACGGGGAGAUUUCAAUGGAGCGCGUUUGCUAUUUUUGGUUAAUUUUUGAUUGAAAAUGGGCAUUUUUUAUGAUUUUCAGCUUAUUUCAAGCCAAAAUUCGAAAUUUCCAUGAUUUUAGAUCUAAAAUUCAUCAUAACAAAAAAAAUAAAAAUUUGAAUUUUUCACGAAAACGGGGAGUGUUCAAUAGAGCGCGUUUGCUAUUUUUAUUCAAUUUUGGGUAUAAAACAGCCAUUUUUCAUGAUUUUUGGGUCAUUUUGCAUGAUUUUUCAUGGAAUUUCUUAAAUUUUCACCAAUUUUGCCGCCAAAAAGCACCAAAUCCCCAAAAAAUCCAAAUUUUUGCAGAUUUCCAACGCCACAAUUCACAUUGGCUACCCCGAUAAAAUGCUAGAUGACAAUGAGAUGAACCGAGAAGCCCUGAGAUUAGGCUCCGAAUUUUUCUGGUCCAUGGUUUUCGGCGCCUCCACCGUAUACCGUGAAAAAUUGAACCGGCUCAGAGAGCCCGUGCAAACCGGUGAUUGGCUCGACACAUUUCCAGCAAUUUCACUUCCCGUCCAUAAUCAUGAGAGAAAUAUGAUACAAAUUCCGUUUGAUGCAAUGCGAUGGCCGUAUGCGGAUACUGAACAGAUGGAGUGAGUUAGCGCAAGUUGUUGGGUGGGAAAUUUGGAGCUUUUUGAUAUACAGAUGUCUGGGGGUUUCUUUUGAUGGCCUAGAAAUCCAAAAAAUUAAUUUUUAAGCUCAUUUUUAGCCAAAACUCAAGUUUUCUAUGAUUUCAGACCUGAAAUACAUCAAAACAAAAAAAAAUGAAAAUUUGAAUUUUUCAAGAAAACGGGGAGUGUUCAAUGGAGCGCGUUUGCAAUUUCGGGGUUAAAAUUGUCAUUUUCAGGAAUUUUGGUUGAUUUUCAGCCAAAAUUCAGGGUUUCUAGCUAAUUUUCAUCAAAUUUCCAAUUUUUGAACAUUUUCAGACCUAAAAUUCAUCAUAAUAAAAAAAAAUGAAAUUUCAAAUUUAAAAAAAAAACGGAGAGAGUUCAAUAGAGCGCGUUUGCAAUUUCGGGGUUAAAAAUUGACAUUUUUCAGGAAUUUUGGGUUAGUUUCAGCCAAAAUUCAAGUUUUCUAUGAUUUCAGAGCUAAAAUUCAUCAAAACAAAAAAAAAUUAAAAUUUGAAUUUUUCAAGAAAACGGGGAGAGUUCAAUGGAGCGCGUUUGCUAUUUUUGGUUCAAAAUGAGCAUUUUUCAUGGAUUUUCGGAUAUUUUCUAGUCAAAAUUCAAAGUUUCUAUGAUUUCAGAGCUAAAAUUCAUCAUAACAAAAAAAAUGAAAAUUUGAAUUUUUCAAGAAAACGGGGAAAGUUCAAUGGAGCGCGUUUGCAAUUUCGGGGUUAAAAUUGACAUUUUUCAUGGAUUUUUGGAUAUUUUCUAGUUAAAAUUCAAAAUUUGCAUGAUUUUAGACCAAACAUUCAUCAUAACAAAAAAAAAUAAAAAUUCAAAUUUUUCAAAGAAAUGGGGAGAGUUCAACGGAGCGCGUUUGCUAUUUUUCAUGAAUUUUGGUCAAUUUUCAGCCAAAAUUCAAUCAAAUUUUGUGAAACACAGAUUAGUUUCAGCUAAACAUCACGGGAAAACACAUGGCCUAGAAAUCCAAAACAUUUUCCUCUUCCAGAUUCGCAAAUUACGCCGGUGUCGGUUCUCAAAUCGGUCACGAACUCACCCACGGUUUCGACUCGAUCGGCCGUCUCCACGGCCCAACCGGAAAUCUCGGCCACACCUCCUGGUACACACCCGAAUCCGCCCGCGCCAUCCUCCAAAAAGAGCAAUGCUUCAUCAAUCAAUACGCGUCGCUAAGCGGUGGCCGCGCGGCAGACGCGGCAAACGGUCUCUACGAAAAUGUGGCGGAUCAUGUGGGGUUGCGUGUGACGUAUGAGGCGUGGCGCGCGGCGGUUUCCGCAGAGCGCCGCGCGGAGAAAAUGGUCGGCGGGUUGGAGGAGAUGACGCAAGAUCAACUGUUUUUUGUCGCGUAUGCGCAGGGUUGGUGUGCGUUGAAGGCGAAUUUGGUGAGAGGUGUGCAUAUGGAGGAGAAGAUACGGUAAGUUGCAAUUUUGCGGCACGGUUUUGGGGGCGGGGGCGGGGCUUAUGCAAUUUUGCGGCAUACUUUUACCCAAAUUUUCAUUCCAGAAUCCUGGGAAGCCUGCAAAAUUCUCCCGAAUUCGCCGAAGCCUGGAAAUGUCCCGCCGACUCCUUCAUGAACCCCAAAACAAAGUGUAAUUUCUGGUAACUUUGAUUUUUUUACCUCUUUUUUUUCUUUUGUCCCCUAGUCAUUUAUUGAUCUCUCUUCCCUCCCAAAAACAUUCCGAAAAUAAAAAUUUUGUCCUGUUUUUUUUGGUCGUGUUUUAUUUGAAUUUGAAAUUGAUACGUUAUCAGUUUCAUAUAAAAAAUGUCUUUUUUCUCCAAGAUUUCUCUGGCAUUACUCAUAUUAUACUUUUAUUUUCCCCUAGUUUCCCCUAUAAAAUGCUAUCUGGGAAGCAUUAUAAAAUCCAAAAAUUUCAACACUCAAUAUCUGGAGAUUAUCGAUUGCCCAACUUCGCUCUAUUGCUACAAGUAAGCGCGGGAAUUUCAAAAAAUUAAAAAAAAACAUUUUUUUUUCUCAAGGAAUUUCACCUACGCUCAUGACAACUAUUAUGCAGCAAGUUAUAGUUGCGGUGAUAUUUAUUGCUAUCAACCAAAAUGCGAAUAUGACGGAGAUUCGGGAACUUGUUGUUGUACCACUGAUUUGUGCAAUUCACGGGGUUUUUCAAGUGUUUUCCUGGUUUUCAUUGUGAUUUUGGGAGUUUUCAACAGAUAA
Caenorhabditis angaria is the source of this 8870-nucleotide messenger RNA. NCBI's taxonomy places the organism in Eukaryota, Metazoa, Nematoda, Chromadorea, Rhabditida, Rhabditidae. The record is from the annotation of a GenBank genome assembly.